AUGAUCAGUGUUUAUAAUUAUCAAAGGGAAGAAUCUUAUGCAAAUGGGGGUAGUUAUUGCAGUAUAACUUGCAAUUUUGAAGUUGAAGAUGUUUUGCUUGGGGAAGGGGGUGACUUGGCAAUGGCAGAACUCCGCCCUUGUCUGGUUACAGAGCAUUUUGGGGCUGAUUCUGUCUCGAUUGUAGAUAGAAAUUCUUCACAAGCUGUAUCACUGGCAGAAAAGGGAAUAACAAAUGAGGAUAGCAUGAAAGAAUAUGAAAAUCUAAAAUAUUCUUUGUUACUAUAUGAUGCUAUGCUCAUUUUUGCUGGCACCUCCAUUACCUCCAUCACUGGAGGUAAGAAUACAGGCUUAGCAUUUUUGACUGGAGGCAUUGGUGGCUUCCUGUACCUGCUGUUUUUGCAGAGGUCUGUGGACACAUUACCAGCUCCUGAAUCAAUGGGCAAGGGAAAUAACUUCAACAGGCUGUUUGGAGGAUUGAAAGGUCCAAUAUUAGUAUUUGCAUCUGCUUUUGCUAUUGCAAUUUUAGCAACAAAGCACGACAAACCAGACUUCAUAGCAGCACUGACUCCAAGAGAAAUUUUGGCUGGAAUGGUUGGUUUUCUUGCUUGUAAGGUUUCCGUAGUAUUGGCAGCUUUCAAACCUGUGUCGAUAAUGGGUGUGGAAGAUAAUGAUUGA
Chenopodium quinoa (quinoa) is the source of this 675-nucleotide messenger RNA. RefSeq lists its product as uncharacterized. The coding region runs from base 1 to 675 and encodes 224 amino acids. Lineage: Eukaryota; Viridiplantae; Streptophyta; Magnoliopsida; Caryophyllales; Amaranthaceae. The transcript has a single exon. The record is from RefSeq and is a predicted model, not a curated record.